Molecule: messenger RNA, 1194 nt
Organism: Zingiber officinale
Lineage: Eukaryota; Viridiplantae; Streptophyta; Magnoliopsida; Zingiberales; Zingiberaceae
Product: protein LIKE COV 2-like
Exons: 8
Coding region: 147-911 (254 amino acids)
Cellular component (GO): Golgi apparatus
Source: RefSeq, a predicted model, not a curated record
CGCCCUUCCCCAUCAGCAUUCCUUGCUGUCUACUCCUGCGCUUCCAGCAGGGGGGGGCGUUAGGUCAAGUCUCGCGAUUCGGCGUAGGCGUCGAGAUCGGGGGAGAGAGAGAGAGGGGAAGCGAGGAGAGGAGAGGAGAGGAGAAAAUGGCGGAAGAGAAUGAUUCCACGUCGAUUCCGCUUAGCCAGGCGGCGGACCCGGAAGAUCCAGCCAAAGCGCCCCCAAUUUCGCCGAGUUCUUCCACCAGGAAGGCUUGUUGCGCUGUUCUUCAGAGCUGGGUGUCAAAGAAGUUUAUGACCGGAUGUGUAGUUCUCUUCCCCGUUGCAAUCACUUUUUACAUUACAUGGUGGUUUAUUCAGUUCGUUGAUAGUUUUUUCAGUCCAAUAUAUGACAAGCUGGGAUUCAAUAUCUUUGGCCUUGGAUUCUUGACAUCUUUGGCAUUCGUAUUUCUCAUUGGAAUCUUUGCUUCAUCAUGGUUGGGAUCAACAGUUGUCUGGUUGGGAGAGUGGUUUAUAAAAAAAAUGCCUUUUGUAAGGCACAUUUAUUCAGCAUCAAAGCAAAUUAGCACUGCAAUUUCUCCAGAUCAAAAUACCACAGCUUUUAAAGAGGUCGCAAUUAUUCGUCAUCCACGUGUUGGGGAGUAUGCGUUUGGUUUUAUUACAUCAACAGUGGUUCUUCAGAAUGACAAAGGUGAUGAAGAGUUAUGCAGUGUUUAUGUUCCAACCAACCAUCUUUAUAUCGGUGAUAUAUUCUUGGUCAACUCUGAAGAAAUCAUUAGGCCCAACCUUUCUGUUCGGGAAGGCAUAGAGAUUAUUGUUUCGGGGGGUAUGACAAUGCCACAGGCAAUUGCUCCUCUGGAAGGGAUUCCCCGGAAAAACCAGAACAUCAGAUUGAACAGAAUAACAAAUUAAGGGUCACACUGCUGCAGUUUUGCCAUGCCUUUCACACUUUCCUAGUGAGCCGGAGCCAGAUUACACUUCCUAGCUAGUAAAGCUUGAACUGAGCAUGCAUCAUUGUGUGUUGUAAACACUUCUAAAUGUUGAGCGAGUGUUUGUGCAAAUAUAGAAGAUUACUACCGUCAACCAACUACACGUCACACCUACACCUAAGACUGUGUGUUCCUGGAUUACAAUUGUUGCAGUUUAGAGAUGUUAUUACUUUGCCUUACACAACCCGGCCUUUCCUUUGUUUUGA